AUACAACCAUAUAAAGAGCAGAGCAAUGAUACAAAAAGUUUAUCACCAAAUAACCGCAUAGACUGCUCCUUAUUGCUCAGAUAGCAGCUUCGAUAACCGUCGGUAACCGUUUAAAGUGAUGGGAGGGAUAAAUGAGAGGAACUUACCGAGCAGACAGCCUUACAGCUCAUUAUAACACUGAUAAUCUUUCACUUUCGGUAUCAGUCCGGACGGUAAAGAAGAGCCUGACACAAAUAGAACCAGCUGCUUGAACAUUAGAGAGAAAAAAGCUUUAAAUCUGGAUGAAAUGUCUCUCUAGAACUACGCUUUUCUGAGGCGAUAUUUUACUUCCGGGUUUCACCAAAGAGGGGAAGUUGUUUGGACUACAAACAGGACGACACGAAUCACCAUGAACAUUCAGGAACAGGAUUCACCAGCGAAGCAAUAUGACCCACUUGACCAAACGCUGAAGUUUGUUAACAGGGAAGACGAAGUUGUUCCAGGGUCCUCCGAUUCUUCCUCUCUCAGAGCUGAAAUGUCCUGCGGCCAUGCAGUCACCCCUGAUUCCCUAACAAUUUGGUGUAAAAACUUGCUGAAGCAAGGGCAAAAUAAGUUCCGAUGUCCUGCAGUGGUGGAGGGCACCAAACAGUGCAAUAAACUGUGGUCGUACCAGGAAGUGCGCAGACUGGCUGAUCUCAAUGUUGAUGAGAUGCUGUAUUUUGAGCAGGAGAUGGCCAACCUGUCUGUUUCAGAGUACUGUGAGGUUCAGUCGUGUCCAAAGUGUAAAACCAGCGUGGAGAGGGAGGAUCCAUCCAACCUGUGUGUCCAGUGUGUGGUCUGUACAGCUGACCAGAAGGAGAUCUACCAGUUCUGUUGGCAAUGCUUAAGAGACUGGAAAGGUCCGGGGCCUCGAUCCGAUCGCUGCGACAAUGCUGACUGCAUCAACAGGGACCUCCAGCUCCUGCAAACCUGCAAAUUCAUCAGCCUCCCUGAUGUGGUGGGUGUGAGCAGCUGCCCCUCAGUCCGAGCCUGUCCUGUGUGCGGCGCCAAGGUGGAACACGACCAGAAGUACUGCAAAAACGUGACGUGUCCUCGCUGCCAGACCACGUUCUGUUUUGUUUGCCUGAAGCUAAAGACUGAGUGCAUUAAGACCAGUUCGCCAUAUGAGAUGUGUCGCAGCGGUGUGGCUCCGAGACAGACCUACAUCCCUGUGUGGAGGAAAUGAUGGCAGGAAAAAUAAACUAGAAUUAUAUAGGAGAGUUUUAUCUAGAUCCAAACAUCAGAAAUGUUCAAUUCAAUGCUAAAUAGACUGAUAUGUAAAGAAAAUAUAUGUUUUCUAGGGGUACAUUUCAUCUUUAACAGUUUACUUACAAUACAUUUAUCUAAAUAACAUGUUAAAUUACUUAAAAGUUUACAUAAAUAAAUUGUUUAAAAAUGUUGAGCAUUAAGUUGUAUUUCUUAUCUGAAAGGUUAUUAAAUCUCAGGCUUCUUGGGUCCCAGGUAUACUAAGAGGUUUGCUCAUAUUUCUAAUUUUUAAAAGCUUAACUAAGCUGUUAGAAAUUAUGCAAAGUAAUAUGCAUCUUACAUCUUCUUUAGCUCAGAUCUUUUAUUUUUUGGCGUAUUAUUUUUAGUCUUUAAACUUUUUCAAGAUGUAAUUUUAUUAACUGUAUUCUCUUAUAGCUUCUUUUGUCUGGAGAUCUUUAUAGAAACUUUUAAUAGAGGCCUAUGGAGCCUGGAUCACUGUAAAACAAACUGAUAAGAAAAAAUAUUUUAUUAUAACAGGCAUUUGACUUCUAAACUCCCCAUAGCAUAGCUGUUUUUUUAUUGUGCUAUCUUGUAAUAUUUUUGUGUUUUUAUUAUUAUUAUUGUUUAUUACCAAGCACCUUGUCACUUUUUUGUAUACUAUACUACAUGUUUUGUUUAUCUUCUGUGCUGCUCAAAUGAACUGCCCCUGGUGGAAUUAAUA
Molecule: messenger RNA, 1945 nt
Organism: Cyprinodon tularosa
Lineage: Eukaryota; Metazoa; Chordata; Actinopteri; Cyprinodontiformes; Cyprinodontidae
Exons: 5
Coding region: 389-1204 (271 amino acids)
Source: RefSeq, a predicted model, not a curated record